Molecule: messenger RNA, 741 nt
Organism: Colletotrichum aenigma
Lineage: Eukaryota; Fungi; Ascomycota; Sordariomycetes; Glomerellales; Glomerellaceae
Gene: linB-0
Product: 2,5-dichloro-2,5-cyclohexadiene-1,4-diol dehydrogenase
Exons: 3
Coding region: 1-741 (246 amino acids)
Source: RefSeq, a predicted model, not a curated record
AUGGAUCUCGAUAUUGGCCUCGAAGGGACUAUUGUGGCAGUGACCGGAGCAGGAGGUCAAAUCGGCCAAGUCAUCGUUGAAGCGUUCUUGAGCGCUGGCUGCUUCGUCGGCGCGCUCGACAUCGAUCAUAGGAAGUUCCAAAGGCAGCACAAGAAUCUCCUGUGGCUGCAGUGCGAUACAACAGACGAGAGGUCAGUUUUUGACGCCUGGACAGCAAUCUGUUCACAAUUCGGAAAUUGGCCCACGGUGUGUGUCUGCGCCGCCGCUCUUGAUCUAAGUUUCGUUAAACAUCAUGCAUCAAUCACGGAAAUGUCUGCUGAGCAGUUCAGAAAGACCCUUGAUGUUAACGUGACUGGCACGUUUAUCACUGCGAAAACCUGGCUUAGCCAAAUUCCGCGUACCGAUGGUUCGAGCCUCUUGAAAACGGACAGCGUGAAGAACUUGUCGCUUGUCAUUAUCGGUUCGGAGGCCGGUAUCAUGGGCGUGCCAGGCAAUCCGGACUACGCCGCCAGCAAGUCAGCCGUCCAAUAUGGGCUUAUGUUAUCUCUAGCCCCCGACGCCGUGAGAAUCAACCCUAAAGCGAGAGUGAAUGCGAUUUGCCCGGGCGCUGCCAAUACGCCCAUGUUUCGCAAAGAAUGUGCGGAAGAUGAGACAGGGUCUACGAAGUGGGUUGAGUCGGAGGCGACUGUGGCUUCGAAGAGACCCGUAGAUGAUGGUCAGCAUCUACAAACGGCCAAAUGA